Messenger RNA from Rotaria sordida, 207 nucleotides. Lineage: Eukaryota; Metazoa; Rotifera; Eurotatoria; Philodinida; Philodinidae. The record is from the annotation of a GenBank genome assembly.
AUGGUUUUACCACUUCAAACAACAACUCGUUCAUCAGCUUUAAGCAAUAAUCCUUUAAAUAAAUAUGAUUUAUUAACAUGUUGUAUGAAAGAAUGUUUUCAUACAAUAUCAAAUAUAACUUUAAAUGAUAUAAAAACAUUAGAAGAUGUUUAUCAAUAUUUUUCAACACCUGUUAAAGAUACAAAUGUACUUGAAGAUUUACAAUAA